UUGAUACAGAGUAACAGUAAAUCAGACAGAGCAGCUCCUACAGCACCACCAGUGAAAUUGUAACCCCUGUUGCAAGUAUUUUUGGCCGCUGAUAGGACCGAGUGAGAUCACUGCGGUCUCUUUUCUCGGAUAGACUCAAGAGUUGUUCGGCAGGAGCAACGCAGGGACCGUUUUCAGUCUCAUUUCUGCUAUAUCUCAAUAUUAUAUCACACUGGAAAUGUCCGAAAACAAGCCGAAUGAUGAACCGAAGUUAUCUACGACGGACAGGGUGGUGAAAUCUGUUCCGUUCCCCCCCAGUCACCGGCUGACGGCUAAAGAGGUGUUUGACAGCGAUGGGAAGCCCAAAGUGGAUGUGCUGAAAGCUCACCUAACCAAGGAAGGUCGCGUGGAGGAAUCGGUGGCUCUGAGGCUCAUAGGAGAGGGUGCCACGAUCUUGCGUGCAGAGAAGAACCUGCUGGACAUCGAGGCCCCUGUGACAGUGUGUGGAGACAUCCAUGGGCAGUUCUUUGACCUGAUGAAGCUGUUUGAAGUGGGAGGAUCACCAGCAUCCACGCGCUACCUUUUCCUGGGGGACUACGUUGACAGAGGGUAUUUCAGUAUUGAAUGUGUGCUGUACUUGUGGGCCUUAAAGAUCCUUUACCCCAAAACACUCUUUUUGCUGCGUGGGAAUCAUGAAUGUAGACAUUUAACAGAGUAUUUCACAUUUAAGCAGGAAUGUAGAAUUAAGUAUUCAGAGAGGGUGUAUGACGCAUGUAUGGACGCCUUCGACUGCCUUCCCCUGGCUGCACUUAUGAACCAGCAGUUCCUGUGUGUACACGGAGGACUGUCUCCAGAAAUCACAAAUCUUGACGACAUCAGGAAACUAGACAGAUUCAAAGAGCCCCCAGCAUACGGACCAAUGUGCGAUCUGCUGUGGUCCGACCCCCUGGAGGACUUUGGGAACGAAAAGAGCCAAGAGCAUUUCACACACAACACAGUGCGAGGCUGUUCCUACUUCUACAGCUACCCUGCAGUCUGUGACUUUCUACAACACAAUAACUUAUUAUCUAUCAUCCGGGCCCAUGAAGCGCAGGAUGCUGGAUAUCGCAUGUACAGAAAGAGUCAGACCACUGGCUUCCCAUCCCUUAUCACCAUCUUCUCUGCACCCAACUACCUAGAUGUCUACAACAACAAAGCGGCAGUACUGAAGUACGAGAACAACGUGAUGAACAUCCGACAGUUCAACUGCUCACCUCACCCUUACUGGCUGCCCAACUUCAUGGACGUUUUCACCUGGUCCCUGCCCUUCGUCGGGGAGAAGGUGACUGAGAUGCUUGUGAACGUAUUAAGCAUCUGCUCCAACGAUGAGCUGACAACUGACGAGGAGCUGGACGGUGCCACAGCUUCCGCCCGUAAGGAGGUCAUCCGCAACAAGAUCCGUGCCAUUGGCAAGAUGGCCAGGGUAUUUUCUGUGCUCAGAGAGGAGAGUGAGAGCGUGCUGACGCUGAAGGGACUGACCCCGACAGGCAUGCUACCAAGCGGAGUGCUGUCCGGCGGCAAAGAAAAGCUGCAGAAUGAAACUGCAGGUAUAAUCGGUUGUGCAAGUAUUCUGUUGUGUUAUUUUUUUUCUUUUUUGUGAGCCAAGUUUAGAGUUCAGUCCACCCUCUUAUGUUGAAUUCCAAACCCUCCCUAAAUGAGUUUGACAAACUGUUGCAGCAAAGGAAGUAAAGGCUUUCUGGAAACACCUUUACAGAUACUUCAAAUUUAAUCGACAGAAACGGUGACUUUAUUGUCCAAAUUUGAGUGCUAGUUGUGGAUCUCAGCAGUGCUCUGUUGGGAUAGACGCGGGACUCUCUGUGAUUCAAAGGAUGAAUUGGAAUUGACACAAGCAACUGUGAAUGAAAGGGGGAUAGCUGCUGUCUGCCUUUCCUUUACAAAAUAAAGCAGAAAUCCAGACAACUUCCCUCUCCUCUCACAGGUUCUCACACAUCAGCUAGCACUUCCCGAAGUACAUACAAUGUUAUGUUGCACACGGAAAUAUCAUACAAAGCAAUAGAUUUAUAUUUUAAAAAUAUUUAUAUCUUAAUAAGAAUAGGUUACUCUUUACUUUAAAGCAUGUGUAUGUGGGACACUGGAGUAUGUUGCACUCAGUUUCAAAGUCGAGUUUACGCCAGCAUACGCUGAAAUCACAAGUGUUUGCUGACAUUAGCCACUGGAAGAAAGGCUAUAGCAGCAAAAUCGCGAAGAACGUUUUAUCACUUGUAAAAUUUACCUUUUUAUUUCCAAUAUAAAAUAAUGUGUCAUUUUUUUAUCACAGAAGUUCCAUGGUUUCUCUUUAAAGCUGGGCUAGGCAGUUUUUUGUGUCUGUCAUUAGGUCAAAAUUCCAUAAUAACCUUACAGCAACCUUUCUUUUAAUUCAAGUGAUUGCAGAGAAAAGUAGACUUCUGCACCUCCAAUUGACUCCGUUUUUUCAGGUUUUAGAAAGACUUAGGAGACACGGGUUAUGUCAGAUACACCAUUCAACCAACAGGAACCAAGUUCUUCAUUCAUCAUUACAUGGCGUCAUUACGUCACUGUAUACGUCUCCGCUCCACAACUGCAGACUACAUCCUCUCUUUAGUUGGUGAUGUUGGUCUGGAUACUCCCAGUCCAAGCCCCUGAUAUAAGUGGUUUAUGGUUCAAGACCAGCAAAGAGUUGGUGCCACUCUGGAAGUAGUUUUCCUGGCUGAGAGCCGGUUCUUUGGCUGUCAAAACGUGAGGAACUGGUUCAAGAUUAAGCGCUGGAUCUGAACCGGACCUUUAACUGCCUUGGUGGAAAAAUGAGUAAGCGAGAGAGCGGCCCUAUUGGCCCUUCUACAAAUGCAGAUAUGCGUACAUGUCCGUGUCCAUGUCAGAUGGUGAAAGCCAGAUUCAGUGUCAAAUUCUGACAUUUCUGUUGCCUUUUGCCUGCCAGAAAACUGCAUAUCCCAGCUUAAAAGGAAAAUAGCAUUCAGUUUGAGCUUUAACAUAUGAUAUCCACAGGAUUUUGAAAGAUCAAAGAACUGGGCUUGUUUGAAAUUGCAUUGUGAGUUUUUAUUUGAGUUUAAAGUGACCUCCUGUGGGAGGAGAAAUGACCAAAUUAGAAUGAAAUAACAUCUGGACAAAGUUGGCAAUUCUGUAUAUCUCAAUUAGGGAGGAUGGGAUUCUCUCCUCUAUGUCAGCCCAACAGAUUUAGGCUGAAAAGACAGAGCUACUUUUACAUUCAGUGGUUCAUUAAGUAAUAAACACGCUAUGGCUCUACACACUAACUCCACUUUCAUAGCCUGGAGUAUAUCCGAUGAGUCGUUUAGCCCAACACUAACUGUGUUUUAGAGUUCAAUAAGGGGUUUGAAACCACUUAACACACUGGCACCUUAUAAUUGUGUUUCUGCUGACGACCUGCAUUAACAGUGGUGGUCCUUUGGAUUAACAUAUAUGCUUAUGGGAGUUGAAGAGUUUUUGUUUGGAAGCAGCUGACACUAAAGAGAACCCCAGUGAAGGUAGAGUGAUGUUCAGAGAUUCCUGUUGCAACAUUGGUAGAAUCACAUUGCUCCCCUCCUUUAAGCAGACGCCAGUGUGCUUCUACUGUAAUGUUGACUCCAUCAACCAUUCCGUUUACAGUCCCGUGCUGUUCUGUAAUUUAUUUUCAUCCUCAUGGUAGUAUGUCCUGUAGUCUUCAGUACUGUAUAGCUGUUUAGCUUUGCUGUCACCUUCUGCCUCCAUCCCUGUCUUUGUGUAAAGCUGAUUUACACAGCUGUACUUUAUGUUAAUUUAUAAGUUCAAGGAUGGUUGUAAGGAAAUUGGUAAGUGGUUAAAAAGCCAAAGGUCCCCCCCACCCUCGCACUUCACAAAAGUAAGCCAGCAUUUUUGAUAUUUAAUAUCAAAAGAUGCUAAUCCUGCCGUUCCAGAUGCUGCUUCAUGUUACACACAACACAAUAGUGAUGCUGCUCUAUGUGUCUACAGCUCUUCCAGUUUACAUUAACAGUCAUAAAGCUCACAAUCAUACAUACAUUUAAACCGUAUCCCUGUCAUCCAUCCGUCCUAAGUCCCCCUUCUCCAUGUAUGCUCUUAUUUGCGUAAUAGUAAAGAACUAAUAUAUUUCCCGCUUUAACGUGUUGUAUUUGCUAUCAGUGUGCGUCCCUGCAGUAUUCAUUCACCUCAUUGACUCGUUUGUCAGACCUUCUCAAAGCACCUCAAAGACACUGUUCUCUCCAUGAGGUCGUUCGCUGCCACAAACAUGUGUCACCUUCCCUUUACAGAUCUGGAACUCAUCAAAAAGCUAAGGCUCAUCCCUCUCCUCUCCUCUCCCUCCUCCUCCUCUUUCUUCGCGAACAUCCAUG
Molecule: messenger RNA, 4337 nt
Organism: Centropristis striata (black sea bass)
Lineage: Eukaryota; Metazoa; Chordata; Actinopteri; Perciformes; Serranidae
Product: protein phosphatase 3 catalytic subunit alpha
Exons: 13
Coding region: 218-1618 (466 amino acids)
Biological process (GO): calcineurin-NFAT signaling cascade
Cellular component (GO): cytosol; cytoplasm; calcineurin complex
Molecular function (GO): calmodulin-dependent protein phosphatase activity; calmodulin binding
Source: RefSeq, a predicted model, not a curated record